AUGGCAAAAAAUAAGGAAAAACGCUCUUCGACAGGGAAAGCUUCGCAGGCCGAAAAACCUCACGAUGUCGGCGAGUCUAAAGCCUCUGCCGAUGAUAAUAUCCUCUCUCUUGACGCCGGAGCACUUGCCAACCUCACUCGAAAUAUCGAACAAAAAUUGAAAGACGGGAAAGACGCCGCGAACAAGAAGUCUCAGAGGCAAGUCAAUAACUCGAGAACUGGAACGAAGAAGUCGCCGUUGAAAGAUGUUAGAGAAAAGAAAGAGACUACCAACAAGCCACAGAAUUCGAAUCAGGGCAAAAAACGGAAUCGGGAUGGAGAAUUUAUUGACAAACCCGCCAAAGGUGGAAAUGCCGAAAUAGACCGAAGUCAGGAUAAUAUCUUAAGAAAAGAGAUUUUGGCUUUGGGUGGUAGCGAGGAAGAUUUUGAUCUUGUGGCGGAGGUAGCUUCAGAUUCGGAGGUUGAAGGGCCCGCAUCUGGCCCGAACAAAAGGGCUGGGUCGAGUGAUGAUGCGUUGAGAAAAGAAUUAGCUCAAUUGUUGAAAGAUGCUGGGCAGUUCAAUCCUGAGAUUGCGGAUGAUCAAGUCGAGGAACCAUCUGCUAGUGAAGAUAGAAGUGGAGAGGAGGAGGACGAAGACGAGGACGAGAUUGAAGAUUUUGUCGACGCAAAUUCGAGUGCAUCUGAGGGUGAUAACACCAAUUUAUCCUCGAAAAAAGUUGCAAAAGCGAAGGUUGCAGAAGCUGCUGAUAAGAAAAAGAUCGCUCUUGCGGAGACUCAGUCACAAUUUCCCAAGGAAUAUUCACGAUUGACUAUUAUGCCUAGAGCAGACUGGUACGAAACCGAGUUACCAUCAAUUUCAGCUCCAAAGGUAACUACCGGCCUUCCGAAAUUCCUUGUAGACCGAAUACAACAACAUGCCACCUCGUUGCUUGAAAAGGAGAACCAGUUAUACUCGCAGAUUCAACAGCAAUCAUCUUCGUCGUCUCACAAGUUUUACUCGACUAUUAUGACAUCGGGAACAUUGAGCGAUAAGAUUUCGGCGCUUACUUUGGCUGUACAAGAGUCGCCUAUUCACAAUAUCAAGGCCCUGGGAGACCUUGUUGCAUUGUCGAAAAAGCGUAGUCGUGCCCAGGCCGUCGAUGUUUUACGGUCUCUCAAGGAUUUAUUUGCGCAAGGGACACUUUUGCCCAGCGACCGCAAGUUGAAAGCAUUUGCGAACCAUGCGGAGCUUGUCGCAGCGUUCCAAAAAGCUGGGACCAAAUGGACCGAACAUGAUCCUUUACCCGGUGGUCUUCAAACUCAACAUUUGAUCGUCUGGGCAUUUGAGGAUUACCUCAAGGCUCAAUUUUUCGAGAUUCUGAAGGUGUUGGAGAUUUGGUGUAAUGAUGAAAUUGAGUUUUCGCGUACUCGAGCCGUUAGUUACGUCUAUGAGCUUCUCAAGGAGAAGCCCGAACAAGAGGCCAACUUGCUGCGCUUGUUGGUGAACAAACUCGGUGAUACUGGAAAGAAGAUAGCUUCAAGGGCAUCGUAUCUAUUGCUCCAGUUAUGUCAAGCUCAUCCGUUGAUGAAGCCAACUAUCAUCAAAAGUGUUGAAGAAUUCCUUUUCCGACCUGGCCAAAGCGCACAUGCUAAAUAUUAUGCAAUCAUCACACUUAACCAGACUAUUCUCAGCACAAAGGAGGAGAAGGUUGCUGUUCAACUUCUAGACAUCUACUUUGCGGUUUUCCUUCAGUUGCUCAAAUCAACGGAUAAAAAGAGCUGGAAGGCGGACAAUAAGAAGAAAGGCAAAAAGGACGAUGCAAAGACACAGAAAGCCCAAGCAGAACACGAUGAACAGUUAAAAGAGAAGUUGAUUGCUGCUGUUCUUACUGGAGUCAACCGAGCUUAUCCUUUUACCAGCUCCGAUACUGAUCGGAUCUCCAAACAUCUUGAUACCCUGUUCCGAGUUACUCAUUCCUCCAACUUUAACACAAGCAUCCAAGCUUUGAUGCUAAUUCAACAGCUCACUGCUACGCAUCAGAUUGCAGCUGAUCGGUUCUAUCGUACCCUAUACGAGUCUCUUCUCGAUCCUCGAGUUGCAACGUCAUCCAAGCAAUCACUCUACCUGAACUUAUUGUACAAGGCGUUGAAGAACGAUUCGAGCAUUAAACGAGUGAAAGCGUUUGUCAAACGACUUGUUCAGGUAUUAGGACUACAUCAACCAUCUUUCAUUUGUGGUGUCUUCUUCCUGAUACGAGAACUGGAAAAGACAUAUCCCUCGUUAUCGUCUCUAAUAGACCAACCAGAGGAAGAUGAAAGCGACGAGGAAGAAGUCUUUCGUGAUGUACCUGACGAGAAGGAUCAACAAGGUGAGACCGCCAAGCAAGCGGAAACGACCACGAAGAAAGUCAUCAAUGGGUACGAUGCCCGAAAGAGAGAUCCUCAGCACAGCAAUGCUGACAAGAGUUGCUUGUGGGAAUUGCUUCCCCUACUCUCUCAUUUUCAUCCUUCAGUCUCUGCAUUGGCUUCUCACCUUCUCAACCAUGAGCCCCUAAGCGGCAAGCCAGACCUCACGCUGCACACGUUGACUCACUUCUUGGAUCGAUUCAUCUACCGUAAUGCCAAGGCAGCUGGUACACCACGUGGUCAGUCGAUCAUGCAGCCGCUCGCAGGAACCGACAGUCAUGACCUACUGGUUGGUGCCAACGCUCUGGCUGGCGAUGCACGUGCACAAGUACCUGUCAACUCGGAAGCAUUCUGGCGCCAACGCGCCGAGGAUGUUGCUGCCGAGGACGUAUUCUUCCAUGAAUACUUCAACCGAGUGAGCAAGGACAAGACGGGUAAGAAAGCUCAGAGGAGGGCCAAGGAUCCUGUUGCCCGUGACGAAGAAGCGGGUGAUGAAAGUGGUAAUGAAUCCGAGAUCUGGCAAGCACUUGUGGAAUCACGCCCUGGUCUUGAGGACGAUGACGAGGAUGAUGAUUUGGAUAUGGAUGAUCUCGAAUCAGCUUAUGACGACGAGGAUGUCGAGGGCUCUGAUGAUGGGGGAGUCAUUUUCAACGAUGAGUCAGAUGAAGAGGAGGUGGAUCUUGACGAUGCUGAAGAAGAGGAAGAAGAUGUUGAGACGGAGGUCAAACAAAAGACACUCAAAGCAUCUGCCCCUAAGGAUGAGGAUGAGGAUGAGGACGACGAGGACUCAUUCGACAUGGAUGUCUCGGACGAAGAAGCCUUCCGCGACAGUGACGAGGACCUACCGUCUGACCUUGAUGUUGAUAUGGGCGGAGUCGCUCUACCGGCUAGCACUGCAGACGACGACGCGACAACAAAGAAGUCGAAGAAGCGCAAGCUUCGUCACUUACCUACUUUUGCAUCUAUGGACGAUUACGCAGCAUUGUUGGCGGACGAGGAUGAUGGGUUGGUAUGA
Messenger RNA from Talaromyces stipitatus ATCC 10500, 3399 nucleotides. Its product is annotated as CCAAT-box-binding transcription factor. The coding region runs from base 1 to 3399 and encodes 1132 amino acids. Gene Ontology annotation, cellular component: nucleus. The transcript has 4 exons. Lineage: Eukaryota; Fungi; Ascomycota; Eurotiomycetes; Eurotiales; Trichocomaceae. The record is from RefSeq and is a predicted model, not a curated record.